Molecule: messenger RNA, 1654 nt
Organism: Uranotaenia lowii
Lineage: Eukaryota; Metazoa; Arthropoda; Insecta; Diptera; Culicidae
Gene: JMJD4
Product: 2-oxoglutarate and iron-dependent oxygenase JMJD4 homolog
Exons: 2
Coding region: 302-1507 (401 amino acids)
Biological process (GO): protein hydroxylation; positive regulation of translational termination; negative regulation of gene expression
Cellular component (GO): cytoplasm; nucleus
Molecular function (GO): histone H4R3 demethylase activity; sequence-specific DNA binding
Source: RefSeq, a predicted model, not a curated record
AUGUUGUCAGAAAUUGGCUUUUAAGUAUUCUUUUCCAAGUUGUUCCAACCUCGUCAGGUCAUUAUUUACAAUUUACAAUGGUUCUCAAUUAAAAAAUCAAAAUUAAUUUUUUGGGGGAUUUCUAUUUUACCCAUUUGAGUAUUUUUGGUUUGCAGUGUGCAAUUCUGCAAAAAUGUAAAUAAACUUUCGAACCUUUUUAUUUUCCUUAUACGACGACACAAUUUUUGAUGUUGUAUGACCAGCGCAGUAAAAUUAUUUCUUGUUGUGUUCUGAUUCGAAGGAUUCAAACCAAAAUAAGCUCAUGGAAGUAAUAGAAAUUGGUCCCGACCGACAAAACGUAGAGAUUGCUCAACAAAAGUCUUCUAACGACAUUUGCCGAAGAUCAGCGAUAAAUUUUAAAUAUGAUGAAUUUUUUACCCAAUAUAUGUGCCAGAAUCAAGCGAUCAUCAUUUGUUCCACCGCAGACCAAUGGGAGUGUUUUAAUCGCUGGUCAUGUUCCGGUACAAUCGAUUACGAUUAUCUUAGAACAACGAUAGGUGAUAUGAAGGUGCCGGUGGCCGAUUGUGGUAAGCAGUAUUUCGAUUCCCACGAGAAGCUGGAUAUGAACUUUUUCGAUUAUCUCGAUUAUUUUGAAAAAGCCAAUGGUGAACAGCCUCGCAUGCUGUACCUCAAGGAUUGGCAUCUCCGGAAGCUUCUGCCAGAAUAUGAGUUUUAUAACACCCCUAAAUAUUUUGCUUCCGAUUGGUUAAACGAGUAUCUACAGAGCACCAAUCAAGAUGAUUACAUGUUCGUUUACAUGGGCCCCAAGGGCACUUGGACAUCUUUCCACGCUGAUGUUUUCUCGUCUUACAGCUGGUCUACUAAUAUAUUUGGUAUUAAAAAAUGGCUUUUGCUGCCUCCUGGAGAGGAACUUAAACUGAAAGAUCAACUCGGAAAUUUACCAUUUCAAGUUUCCGAGGAGCUCUUAAAAAGCAAGCAUGUUGUUUACCAUAUUAUCACACAAACACCCGGUGAAGCCAUUUUCAUCCCAAGCGGCUGGUACCAUCAGGUUCAAAAUGUGGAGGAUGCGAUUUCAGUUAAUCAUAACUGGUUUAACGGUUGUAAUGUGCUGCAAAUCUGGACGGCUUUGGAUAACACUCUAGAUCAGGUGAUGGCUGAGAUUCACGACUGCCGGGAUAUGGAUGAUUUCGAGCAGCACUGUCAGGUGAUGCUUAAAGCAGCACAUGGAAUGAGUUUAGAAAAUUUUCUAAACCUUUUAACCUUUAUCUGCGAAAGGCGUCUAGCCACGUUGCAAAAAAUCGAACCAAAACCAUCGGUGGUUUUGUUUGAUAAAUUUCACCUUGGCUCGAAUCACGUACGGUUUGAUCUGGAAGCAAUAAGGAACACCUUGAGUCGGAUGCUGUCGAAUCGGAGGGAUUUGUUGGAAAAUUUAAAAUUAUUGAACCACGUUGAAAAGUACCUAUCGUUGAUUGAUGAUUGUUUUACAGAAAAUAGUCAAAUUGGUUGAAUUUUGUAUCGGUCUUUGUUGAAAAUUACAAAAUGUGUUUCGCUGCUGUACGUUGUGUAUCACAUCCCUUUGAGUUGUCAGCAUUUAAUGAAUAUGAAUUAAAUUUUUGGACAGCUAAAAGCACUGUAUUUUGAAACCCUUUAUUAC